Symbiodinium sp. CCMP2592 is the source of this 2355-nucleotide messenger RNA. Lineage: Eukaryota; Dinophyceae; Suessiales; Symbiodiniaceae. The record is from the annotation of a GenBank genome assembly.
AUGGAGGCCAGAACCCUGGAAGAGGAAAAGGAGAUGGCGUGUCCUCGGCAACCUCCUCUUCCAACCCAUCGUGCGGGAUCACUACAUCCCAGUCUUCGACUGGCAACCGAGCUCCUACAAGGAGUACCGCAGUAUUUCAAGAAGAUGUCUCUUGCGAACAAGAAGGCUGAGGCGACGAUCAACCUGCUGACCUCCCUUGCUGGCCCUGUGUGGAAGCAGGUCGAGCACCUUGCUGACUCCGCUCCGGAUGACGAGAACGUUUUCAACCUCGUGCUGCAGGAGCUGGAUCGUACCCUGAUCCAGUACUGCUCCGACCACAGAGAAUUGGAGCGACAUGACGUCAAGCUCCCCGAUCCGGUUGGUGGAUGGCUGCUCUUGAGAAGGGCUGCACUCACCGCUGAGCAGCGACAACUGGCGAUGAGCCAAGUGGACAACAAGAAGCCAGACGACUGGGGCAAAUGGUCACCGUUGCAGAACUUCACAAGCCGCAGUCCGGAGGCCCUCGAAGUCCUCCAUGCUACGCGGGACUACCACCACCACACGCACCUGAAGUUCGUGAGGAGCUUUUUCUUCGUAUGGCCCCACUCCGGUAAUCGUCGAUCAAUGCGCCCUCGGCGCUGUCUCCCGAACAAGCAAGGCGAGAUGGCUCCGAUUCAGAAGACCACGCGCCGUGCGAUCAAUCAUGGUCUUCUGGCAGAGACGCUGGGCGUCUACCGCUGUGACGGUGCCCACCGGCACCAGUCGGUCAUAGGAACAUGCUCCAUGAUGGGUCAAGGGCCCGGCCUGCUGCUGAGUAUCAGCAGCAUGUGUGUCCUGAUUGCGGAGGCCCUUCAAGGCGCCUACUACGCCCACUUCGUGUCCGGCAACGCGACUAUUGAAGAGGCCACACCGGCCUCUGACGUGGACUUGGACAUGGAGGAGUACGAGUGCUACACCGGAACCUGGGUCACACCCCAGCAACAGGGACCUCAAGAUCGUCUUGGCCCAAAGUGGGGCAGUCGUCUGGUGACAGAGACGGUGCCCAAGACUCCUCUCCGCACCACCCCCCGAGCUGGACAAGACCACCCCGGUGCUGACUACGAUGGAUGCUGGGUCCACAUCUUCGGUCCUCCCACGAACCUCCUUGUCGACAGCCACCGUUCUCCGCGCCGAGCUGUGGAACUCUACUUGGAGGACCACCCACCGACUGCCGACUGUGGCACCGAAAGCCUCAUUGAGGCUUUGUCGUUCGCGGUUCCUCAGCUGAACCAGACGCUUUGUGUCGGCGGCGUCAGUCCAACAAACACAGUGGGUACCGCCCUCCGCACUCGCUGGAAAGGACCAGCCCUCACUGAGUCAAAGCGGGGCCCUGGUCAGCCGCCCAACGUGCACUGGCUCGUGCACGGCACACGGCCCCGGAACAUGUCCGUCGGGAUCUGGACGGACACCACGGCUGCCGACACGCCGGCCCUGCAUUCGAUGAUCCGCAAGGUCCAAUGCCCCACAACCACCGCAAUUUUCCGGGCCCUGCUACGCCUGGACAGCCGCUGUGCGGCCCUCCGCCGCCUCAGCCUGUCAACCGUCCCCUCUCUGGUGGACUCGGCAAGCCCGACCUUGUCUAGACUUGGGCGGACCACUUUGAUGUCCCUGGCGACCCUGGGCUGGGAUACCUUCAUCGCGGACAUCACCACCGCUUGCCUCCAAGGAAAGGAGGAUGCCGCCUCCCGGACACUUUGGAUCCGCCUUCCGGCUAUGCCCGACAACUACUCGGCAUCACCGGCUCGAGUUCUUAUGAACACGAGGAUCGACGCGCCACUACCACCUCCUCGACUGGACUACCGCAUCAAUGGAUCCGAUGGGUGCUUCACCUGGCCCAAUCCUUGUGUUUUGGUCACCGAUGCCAAGUGCCUCUAUGACAUCCUCCACCGCGAGGAGCUCUACAUCUCCAAUGCGGCGGACAAGAGGCCCGAUUCAGUUCGCGGAUGGACUGACAAGGGCCGAAGGCCGCUGCAGCUAUGGUUGCUGCCGCCGCAACCUUGCCUUCCACCGGCGCUUGCGUUUGACUUGAACCCGGCCCUCGUGGUGUACCGCCUGGUCGCCGAGACCUAUGUCGACGCCGGCCCCUACAUCUUCCUGAUCCUGCUCGACGCUGCCACCCAGACGGAGGAACCUUUCGUGUACACCGAGGAGACCCAGACUUCUCUUCACCUCGAUCUGGCCGCGGUCCGUGACUACAACCGCCGGCCUGCUGCGGCCGUCCAAGCUCAACAACGCUUGAUUGACUACCACACCGCCAACCGGCUGAGCUAUCACCACGCCGGCGACACCACGCCGGUGACCUCUACUUCACGCCCCAUGGACGAGUUUGGCACGUGA